Molecule: messenger RNA, 606 nt
Organism: Plasmopara halstedii
Lineage: Eukaryota; Oomycota; Peronosporomycetes; Peronosporales; Peronosporaceae
Product: peptidyl-prolyl cis-trans isomerase 3
Exons: 1
Coding region: 1-606 (201 amino acids)
Biological process (GO): protein folding; protein peptidyl-prolyl isomerization
Molecular function (GO): peptidyl-prolyl cis-trans isomerase activity
Source: RefSeq, a predicted model, not a curated record
AUGAUGAAGCUACUGACUCGACCAGUGCUCUGUGUAGCACGCAAGCAAUUAUCCCCUGCAUCCACAGCAUUUUUUAGCUCUGCACGCGACCAGAAUCCUAGUGUAUUCUUCGAUAUUUCGAUCGGUGGACAACCAAGCGGACGUCUUGUGUUUGAGCUUCGCGCCGACGUGGUACCCAAGACGGCUGAGAAUUUUCGCCAAUUAUGUACCGGCGAAGCAGGAAUCGGUGCAUCUGGCAAGCCACUCCACUACAAGGGCAGCAAAUUUCACCGCAUUAUUCCUAACUUUAUGUGCCAAGGCGGUGAUUUUACGCGAGGUAAUGGCACGGGCGGCGAAUCAAUUUACGGCGAAAAGUUUGCCGAUGAAAAGUUUGAAUUAAAACAUGAGGGUGCGGGUGUGCUUUCGAUGGCCAAUGCGGGUCCGAACACAAACGGCUCGCAGUUCUUUCUCACGACGGUAGACUGUCCCUGGCUGGACAAGGCUCAUGUGGUGUUUGGACACGUCACGGAAGGCCAUGACGUGCUUAAAGUCAUGGAGGAACAGGGCAGCCAAUCUGGUGCUACUCGGGCGGCCGUCGUUAUUGAAGACUGCGGUGAACUUAAGUAG